Hyphopichia burtonii NRRL Y-1933 is the source of this 446-nucleotide messenger RNA. RefSeq lists its product as uncharacterized. The record is from RefSeq and is a predicted model, not a curated record. Bases 137 to 373 code for a protein of 78 amino acids. Lineage: Eukaryota; Fungi; Ascomycota; Pichiomycetes; Serinales; Debaryomycetaceae. The transcript has a single exon.
AUACCCAUUUUCAACCAACUUCUAGACAAUAAUGUGCUUCAGUAAAGUAAUUCUAGGCUAUGCGUGCACGAUUAACACAGCAGGAAGAUCAAUUGCAACAGACUUGUAGUAGAAUGAGGAGUCUUUCUUGUCAAUUAUGAUGAGGAUUGAAGGUUUUCACGUAAUUUUUUGUUUUUUUUUUUUUUUUUUUUUGUUGUUUUUUCUGUGUUUUUCUUUUACUAUGCUCGUUCUCUUGACUGUUUUCUCCUUCACAGUCGAUGGAUUUGACUUCAAUGAUGUUCGAAGAUCCAGAUAUGAGAUACCAGAGACAGCCUUUUUAUACCAACGGCCAGCACUGGGGGGUUUUAAGCCACUUCCAGUGUUGUUAUGGUGAAAAAGCAGAGGAUGUCUAAUAAUAAAAUGGUCGUGUAUAUCGCCAUCUUAUUGAGUUGCAAAAAGGAUCUUCU